GUUUUAUAUAUCAAAAUUUUAUUUAAUCAUCAGAAAUUAAUAUUUUGUCAUCAGAUUUUCGUAAAUUAAAAGUGUUGGUUUUUAAGCUUUUCUAUUUUACUUAAGAAAAUCGCAAUGGACAGCGAUAAUAACAAAUCAGGAAUGGAGAGUGCGAUAUCUGCAGUCUUUUUGGAGAAUGUGGAUGAAAAGGAGCAGGUCCGUCGGUACAGCCUUCAAAGCCUUCGUGAUCGAUUGCGUCAGGGCAUCCAGAAGCACCAGGAGGUCGUCCAGUCGACGAUGCAGCUGCUCAAGGAGGUGGGCGACGUGGUUAACAUGAUGCAGUUAAGUGGGAGUGGCCACCAAGGCCAGCCCACCAAAAUCCGGCGCUUGAUCGUUGGUUUCGAGGCCAUCAACUCGGCGAACGCUUCGCAGAUUCAUUCUGUGGAGGGUAUAAGUUUGUACUCAAAUCUGACCGAGAUUCAUGGUCUAUUAGUGGAAUUCGAGCACCUCAAUGAGAGUGCAGUUUUGGGGGAGACCCAAGUAAAAUUCAAGCGUGCCCGGGAAUCGCUGGAGAAGGCGCUCGACUUUCUGGAGAACAAAAGCAGCGAUUCUCCUCGGCCUUUCCCGCAAGUCAGCCAGUUAACCGGGUGUCCUAGUGCCAGUCGCAGUCUCCGCGAGAAAAUUGAGGCCUUCAACAAGGUCUUGGAGGGAACUCCCGAAAAGUUGGACAACACCGGCCGCCACUUCACCGAUUGUUUCUGCAGCUGCUGCAGUUUGGCCGAGUCCCCCGAAUCUGGAGGACACAAACCCAUUCCCUCCGCCUCUAAAACCAAUUCGGGAUACGAGGGCGACAUCGACAGCGAGGUGGAGCAGGCGGAUAAAUCAAGCAAUGAUUUUGAAAUGACUGUUCCGUAAAAGAUCAAAAUUGGGGAUCAAAGUUUUAAUCCUUUGAGAGUAUGAAUUUGAAUAGCUACCAUAAGAUUCCAAUUAUUCUACAUUUUAUGGAUUUAAAGGACGAUUAAGAAAAAACGUCCCUGAUAAACCCAUAAAUGAUAAUUUGGUAUAAGAAUGGUGUAAAUUAAAGCCAAAUACUAAACCUUCAUAA
Molecule: messenger RNA, 1084 nt
Organism: Drosophila elegans
Lineage: Eukaryota; Metazoa; Arthropoda; Insecta; Diptera; Drosophilidae
Exons: 2
Coding region: 115-894 (259 amino acids)
Source: RefSeq, a predicted model, not a curated record